AUGUCUGCUAAUCAAGAAAAUCGCCCUGAACUUUACGAAGAAGUUAAAUUGUAUCACAAUGCCAGAGAACGAGAAAAGUACGAUAGUUUAGCAGAUCUUUAUGCAGUUAUAAACACAUUGCAACAGUUGGAAAAGGCUUACAUACGAGAUUGUGUUGUGGCUAAAGAAUAUACAGCAGCUUGCAGCAAAUUGCUUGUUCAGUAUAAAGCAGCUUUUCGACAAGUUAAAGGUGAUGAAUUUCCCACCGUUGAUGCUUUUGUGAAGAAAUACAGGCUUGACUGCCCGGCUGCAUUAGAAAGAAUAAUAGAAGACAGGCCAAUUACCAUAAAAGAUGAUAAAGGUAAUACUAGUAGGUGCAUAGCUGAUAUAGUAUCAUUAUUUAUUACACUAAUGGAUAAAUUAAGAUUAGAUAUUAGUUCCAUGGACCAAUUGCAUCCUGAUAUGAGAGAUUUGGUAGAUACUAUGAACAGGUUGAGUAUUUUGCCAUCAGAUUUCGAAGGUAAACAAAAAGUAUCUGAAUGGUUGGCAACUUUGAACUCCAUGCAAGUUUCUGAUGAAUUAUCCGAAUCGCAAAUAAGACAGUUGCUUUUUGACCUUGAGAGCUCUUAUGCCUCCUUUAAUAAAGUUUUACAUAAUUCUGCUUAA
Psylliodes chrysocephalus is the source of this 645-nucleotide messenger RNA. NCBI's taxonomy places the organism in Eukaryota, Metazoa, Arthropoda, Insecta, Coleoptera, Chrysomelidae. The record is from the annotation of a GenBank genome assembly.